Molecule: messenger RNA, 2218 nt
Organism: Manihot esculenta (cassava)
Lineage: Eukaryota; Viridiplantae; Streptophyta; Magnoliopsida; Malpighiales; Euphorbiaceae
Product: putative clathrin assembly protein At5g35200
Exons: 16
Coding region: 186-1814 (542 amino acids)
Biological process (GO): clathrin coat assembly; vesicle budding from membrane; clathrin-dependent endocytosis
Cellular component (GO): clathrin-coated vesicle; clathrin-coated pit
Molecular function (GO): phosphatidylinositol-4,5-bisphosphate binding; 1-phosphatidylinositol binding; SNARE binding
Source: RefSeq, a predicted model, not a curated record
GCCGACGACCCAACAAAAUCGAACUCGCUCAGCUCAAUCCAUCAUUUUUUCGACUUUUCAAGUUUUCUCUGCUCUCAUUCCAUAUCCUACGCUUCCACGACCACCUCAUUUUCAUCUUCAUCACCAUCUUCUUCUCUUCUUUCAAUCCAGUCUCAGCCUCUCAGAAUUUUGUGAUAGGAAAGAGAAUGUCAGGAGGUGGUACCCAAAAAAGCUUAAGGAAAGCACUUGGGGCCCUCAAAGACACCACCACUGUUUCAUUGGCCAAAGUCAAUAGCGAUUACAAGGAAUUGGACAUCGCUAUAGUUAAGGCCACAAAUCAUGUUGAGCGGCCUGCAAAGGAAAAACAUAUUAGAGCUGUUUUUGCUGCCAUUUCAGCUACUAGGCCUCGGGCUGAUGUUGCUUACUGUAUCCAUGCUCUUGCCAGGCGGUUAGCAAAAACCCACAAUUGGGCGGUUGCAUUGAAAACUUUAAUUGUUAUUCACCGUGCUUUGAGAGAAGUGGACCCCACAUUUCACGAGGAACUCAUUAAUUAUGGUAGAAGCAGGAGUCAUAUGCUUAAGAUGGCUCAUUUCAAAGAUGAUUCCAGUCCAAAUGCAUGGGAUUAUUCUGCAUGGGUUCGCACUUACGCCUUAUUUUUGGAGGAAAGGUUGGAAUGCUUCCGUGUCCUGAAGUAUGAUGUUGAGACUGAUAGACCAAGGACUAAAGAUCUGGAUACUGCUGAAUUGCUGGAGCAGCUGCCUGCUCUGCAACAACUUAUUUUCCGUGUUCUUGGUUGUCAGCCACAAGGGGCAGCAGUUAAUAACUUUGUAAUUCAGUUAGCACUUUCAUUGGUUGCCUCUGAAAGCAUUAAAAUUUAUCAAGCUAUAAGUGAUGGUACUGCCAAUUUGGUUGACAAGUUCUUUGAGAUGCAACGCCAUGAUGCCUUGAGGGCUUUGGAUAUAUAUAGGAGGGCUUAUCAGCAGGCAGAGAGGCUUUCAGAAUUUUAUGAGAUAUGUAAAAGUAUGGAUAUCGGACGUGGAGAAAGAUUUAUUAAGAUUGAGCAGCCUCCUGCAUCAUUCCUACAUACCAUGGAAGAGUAUGUGCGAGAAGCUCCAAGGAUGUCAACAGUUCGCAAAGAUCAGGUUGCUGAUGAUAAAAUUGCUGCCCCCAAAGAUAUCUUAGCUAUAGAGUACAAGAAGGAGCAUCAACCAUUGGCACCCCCACCUGAACCAGUAAAAGUUGAAGAGCCUGUUGUUGAACCACCUGAUUUGUUGGCCUUGGAUGAUCCUGUUCCAGCUGCUUCAGAACUGGAUGGGAAGAAUAACCUGGCUCUAGCUAUUGUUCCAGUUUCUGACCAACCAAGUACAACUCUGCCAAGUCAAGCAAAUGGUAUCACUGGAUGGGAACUGGCACUUGUUACAGCUCCAAGUUCGAAUGACAGUGCUGCAGCUGCUAGGAAACUGGCGGGAGGACUAGAUAAACUCACAUUAGACAGCCUAUAUGAUGAUGCAAUUAGACGAAACAAUCAGCCUGUGAGCUACAAUCCUUGGGAGCCUUCCCCAAUGGCUAAUCCCAUGAUGCAAACAACUGCAUAUGACCCUUAUUUUGCAUCCAAUGCAGUGGCUGCACCGCACUCUGUUAUGGCUGCAAUGACCAAUCAACAGCAGGCUUUCAUGUUGCAGCAGCAGCAACAGCAGCAGAUGAUGAUGAUGAUGAUGGGCCCACAGCAACAGCCUUCAAAUCCUUUUGGCUAUAUGUAUGGGACCAGUGUCCAUCCAUAUGGCUCAGGUAUGCCACCCGUUCAAGCGUACAAUCCAUAUUCAGGCUUUAGAUAGAUGCUUUGCAUGCAAGACACAUUCUUAUCUGGCAACACUUGGAAGAAAGGAGACGGGGCGAGUCAAUCAACUUGAGAGUUUGGGAUUGGGCAAGACUAAACAGUACUGUAGCAUAUGUUGUGCAUGUGCAGUAAUCAGUUAGAAAGAGAUUCUUCUUCUUCAAUAAUCGGCGGGAGGAAAGCUUAGGAUUAGUGAUUAUUUACAUUGAUGAAGAUUAAUAAUAACAUCUUUCAGACUGCCAUAGUUUGAUCUGCUCUAUUGUUGAUCAAACUUAAAGCAGGAAUUAUAUUUCCUUAUUCUUCUCCCUGUUAAGGUUCCCAAAUAGAUGAUAGAAAUGAUUUGUAAUAUUUGUGACUAUUACAACAUUAAUGUAAUGGAGGGACUGCACGUUUCAUUUGUGGCUA